This is a messenger RNA of Exophiala bonariae, 450 nucleotides long. RefSeq lists its product as uncharacterized. Gene Ontology annotation, cellular component: membrane; endoplasmic reticulum. The transcript is spliced from 2 exons. Bases 1 to 450 code for a protein of 149 amino acids. Gene Ontology annotation, molecular function: protein-macromolecule adaptor activity. The record is from RefSeq and is a predicted model, not a curated record. NCBI's taxonomy places the organism in Eukaryota, Fungi, Ascomycota, Eurotiomycetes, Chaetothyriales, Herpotrichiellaceae.
AUGUCUUCUCUUCUUCCUCAAUCUGAAGGCUAUCUGCCACUGUACAUCCUCCUUGUUGGGGUCACCGCCUUCGGAAAUGCCAUUCAAUGCUAUAACACCAUGUCUUACACCCGCCGUCUUUACCCUGGCCAGGUUACCACAAAAGCCAAAUCUGCAGCUACCUCCUCCGAUACCGCUUCCACCUCCCCGGCCACACCUCUUUCUUCGAGAACCUUCGGAACUUGGACACUUGCCGUGGGAAUAGUGAGGAUCUUUGCUGCAUAUCACAUCAAUGAGGCGUCGUGGUACCAGAUGCAGAUGCUGACCAACGUCGUCGGCUUGUUCCACUUUGGAAUGGAAGCGUUCGUUUAUAAAACCAGUCGCCCAUCUGGUCCGUGGUUGGCACCCGUCAUCGUGGCCACCAUUGGAGAGGUCUGGAGCAUCGCACAGUAUAGUUACUAUGUGAGAUGA